CUGCCCGCCGCCGCCGGCUCCGCUCGGCCGCGGUGCGGUGCGCGCCUGCGCUGGCCCUCGCCUCGGAGCAGCCAUGAUGGAAGGCCUGGACGACGGCCCCGACUUCCUCUCGGAGGAGGACCGCGGACUUAAAGCAAUAAAUGUAGAUCUUCAAAGUGAUGCUGCUCUGCAGGUGGACAUUUCUGAUGCUCUUAGUGAGAGAGAUAAAGUAAAAUUCACUGUUCACACAAAGAGUUCAUUGCCAAAUUUUAAACAAAAUGAGUUUUCUGUUGUUCGACAACACGAGGAAUUUAUCUGGCUUCAUGAUUCCUUCAUUGAAAAUGAAGACUAUGCAGGUUACAUUAUCCCACCAGCACCACCAAGACCUGAUUUUGAUGCUUCAAGGGAAAAACUACAGAAACUUGGAGAAGGAGAAGGGUCCAUGACGAAGGAAGAAUUCACAAAGAUGAAACAGGAACUGGAAGCUGAAUAUUUGGCAAUAUUCAAGAAGACUGUUGCAAUGCAUGAAGUGUUCCUGUGUCGUGUAGCAGCACAUCCUAUUUUGAGAAAAGAUUUAAAUUUCCAUGUCUUCUUGGAAUAUAAUCAAGAUUUGAGUGUGCGAGGGAAAAAUAAAAAAGAGAAACUUGAAGAUUUCUUUAAAAACAUGGUUAAAUCAGCAGAUGGAGUAAUUGUUUCAGGAGUAAAGGAUGUAGAUGAUUUCUUUGAGCAUGAACGAACAUUCCUUUUAGAAUAUCAUAACCGAGUUAAGGAUGCAUCUGCUAAAUCUGAUAGGAUGACAAGAUCCCACAAAAGUGCCGCAGAUGAUUACAAUAGAAUUGGUUCUUCGUUAUAUGCUUUAGGAACUCAGGAUUCUACAGAUAUAUGCAAGUUUUUUCUCAAAGUUUCAGAACUGUUUGAUAAAACAAGAAAAAUAGAAGCACGAGUGUCUGCUGAUGAGGACCUCAAACUUUCUGACCUUUUAAAAUAUUACUUAAGAGAAUCUCAAGCGGCUAAGGACCUGCUCUAUCGAAGAUCUAGGUCGCUAGUGGAUUAUGAAAAUGCUAAUAAAGCACUGGAUAAAGCCAGAGCGAAAAAUAAAGAUGUUCUGCAGGCUGAAACGUCCCAACAAUUAUGUUGUCAGAAAUUUGAAAAAAUAUCGGAAUCUGCAAAACAAGAACUUAUAGAUUUUAAGACAAGAAGAGUUGCCGCCUUCAGAAAAAAUUUAGUGGAACUGGCAGAGUUAGAACUGAAGCAUGCAAAGGUCAGUUUUGUCACCUAAAGUAGGAGAGAGACCUUGGCUUCCUCGGCUUACGGUUCAGCCUUGAGACAUCUGACUACUGUACGUUCUCGAUACAGCCUCUCCCCCGCAGGCUAGACAUCCUUGGGCUAAACAUUUUUCAUCCCAUACACCUCAACAAGCUGUUCAUAAUAUUAUUACCCUCCUGUCAUUGCUCUUUGAAAUGUUGCCCUGGAAAUGGAAACGCCUUCCCGUGCGCGCGCUGAUCGUCCCGCACGUUUCUUCCCACAACGUGUUCUGUAUGCAGAGGACGAGGGAUUUUUAACUGCCGUAUUGCACCAGCUUCAUGUGGCUUAUAACCACGCCAUUUUGCUGCUGCUUCUUAUAAUUCAGUUCUUCAACCGCCAACCUGUAGUUGUGUGUUUAAUUUUUUUUUUAGUAAUUUUUUUCAUUUUUGUUGUAAAACACAUAACGCAAAAUUUACCAUCGUGACCACUUUUAAACGUCCACUUCAGUAGCGUUAAGUAUAUUCACACUGCUGUGCAAUAGGUCUCCAGAACUUCUUCAUUUACUGAGCAUCUGAUUUUUAAAAUGUAAUUGCAAGCCACAUUUGCAUCUCUUACGUUUUAGCUUGCUGGUUUCCGCCCAGCACAUAGAGUUAGUUCUUUUGGAGACUUCGAUUCGGCCAUAGAGUAUUUGACUAUUUUACCAGUGAUUUCCUUCCAAGUGAUGGACGUUUGUAAUUUAUAUGACUUCUCUUUCAUGUCCUCUUCUAAGUUCCAAAGGAAUCGACACUGUUAAUCUAGUUGUCGCGUGCGUGGCACCAAAAAAGGCUAAAGUUUUAGUUCCCGUCCUUUCUUUCUAUCCUAACUGGUAUUAACUUAUUAAUUAAUAUUCUUUGGUUAUAGUUACUUAGAUAGUUAGGAAUUCACCUAUUUCUCCUAUCGUCAACCAUUACGUUUGCAUUUUAUCCCCGAAGGCUGUAAGAAGUAUUAAAUUCCUCAUUAAAGUCAAGAUAUGUGUUGUCUGACUUCCUGGUCUAACAACCUGUCAAAAGAAAAUCUUUGGAUAAGCUUGGCACGAUUUAUUCUUACCGAGCCGGUGUUGAUUUCUAAUGUCCACUGUUUUUGUUCUUUUGAAAGAGGUUGUAAACUGUCAAGGAUUUUGUUAGAGACCAGUGAGAGCUUGGCAGACCACGGCCUAAAUGCUUUUGUACAGCCCGUGAGCCAGGAAUGGUGUUCAUAGUUUUAAAGGGUUACAAGAAAAGCAAAAGAAUAAUAUUUCGUGAUGUGAUAAUGAUAUGAAAUCCGGAUUUAAUCUAUAAAUAAAGUUUGAUGGAAUACA
This is a messenger RNA of Equus caballus (horse), 2560 nucleotides long. It is a transcript of the gene SNX6, whose product is annotated as sorting nexin 6. Gene Ontology annotation, cellular component: endosome. The record is from RefSeq and is a predicted model, not a curated record. Gene Ontology annotation, molecular function: phosphatidylinositol binding; dynactin binding. Gene Ontology annotation, biological process: intracellular protein transport; retrograde transport, endosome to Golgi. Lineage: Eukaryota; Metazoa; Chordata; Mammalia; Perissodactyla; Equidae.